Messenger RNA from Dermacentor andersoni, 4589 nucleotides. Its product is annotated as (Lyso)-N-acylphosphatidylethanolamine lipase-like. Lineage: Eukaryota; Metazoa; Arthropoda; Arachnida; Ixodida; Ixodidae. Gene Ontology annotation, cellular component: lipid droplet; mitochondrion. Gene Ontology annotation, molecular function: lysophosphatidic acid acyltransferase activity; carboxylic ester hydrolase activity. Gene Ontology annotation, biological process: lipid homeostasis; phosphatidic acid biosynthetic process. The record is from RefSeq and is a predicted model, not a curated record.
GGGGCUAAAGGUCCCAAAGCCACCUAAGGGUCAUGAGAAAUACCGUUGUGGAAGGCGCCAGAUUAAUAUUAGCCACCUGUGGUUCUCUGCCACGUACCGAAACCUCGGUACACUAGCGUUUUUGCAUUCACCUCCCAUCGAAAUGUGUGCACUACUGUCUGAAGUAGAGCUUUCACCUCCAAAUUAACGAGGUGAAAAGCGCCUGCAGCGGUUUCAGCCAAAUGGUUGACAGCACCUCGACCGCGUCAUCCUAGGAGAUGCGAGUAAAAUUCUACUAAAACCUAUUACCGUUGCCCAUUAUCCUAUUAUUGCAAGGACUUAGUUCAUAAGAAGCCCCAGCGCGGACUAAUUUGUUACUAGCGUGAAUUUUAGGAAGUGUAUAUUUCGGAAGAGUCGUGCGCAGUAAGUCAUCGCCGUGGCGAUCGUCUCGUUACGACACCCUUCGCUAUCACGAAUGUUGGGCGCCUGAACAGUGGUCAAUUAAGAAACGUUCUUACGUAAGAUAAAUUUUGUAAAUAUGAGCUGUAGUUACUAAAAUGUGGCGUAUGGUUCAAAAAUAUAUCGAGUAACGAAGCUUUGUAGUUUCCUGUCUUUGCGACUGACUCAACCAGGUGGCUGCGCUUCGCGGUGCAACUGUUGACGAAAGCUGUAUUUUGCUCCAAUGUUAUUAGAUAGUGGUGGUUUAGUGACAGAUCAGCAAAGGGAAACACAUGUGCAGUACUGUUGGAGAGUAUUGGGCAUUGUACCCAAAAACAAAGCCAGCAGCGGCGUCGGAGCCACAUGGAGAACAAUGCGCGCGCCCGGGGCUGGCUGGACGGGCGUGUAUAAAUAGCGCGCAACCUCACUACUAUAUUUCACUGAUUCGCUUUACUCAAACCAUAUAUAUAUAUAUAUUAUGUUGCGAUAGAGGUGGUAGCCUACGUGCUCAUCUUACUGGUAAAUGAACGGCUUUUAAGCACGCCUCUUCUAAUAAGCCACGUGAAGCUUUUUCACUCUCGGGUAUGACUCACUCACAUGGCGGCACGCUAUUGUUUCCGGACAUCGCUUCAGUGCAGGUGCAGUACUUACAAUGAGCCUUGUCUAAAUGAGAAUGAAAGUGAGGACAGCUUCCGCACAAGGAAACCAACGAAAGAAAGCAAAAACAUAAAACCCCCUUGGUGUUGUACACUUCGGCUGAGCCAGUCGAACAGCUAUUGGCGACACGUCAGCGUUGUGUGACUCGUUCUGCGAUCGCAAAGGGGGUUGCUAUUCUGCUGUUCGCUUUGUGCUCUUUUUUACAUGCCUCAGAAUGAGCCGGGAAACGCGCGGCCGUACUUACAGCCCCGUCAGUUCUGUGAAAGGCCAAGUCCGCCCGAAUACCAACGUGGGAUGCGGCAGCAAGUACAGCAGGAAGGCAUAUCUUUCUCCAAUGCGUUGUAUGAGGAAGUGCGGACAAGGCUUUUCUCCUGCACCGCGUUCCUCGACGUGGAAGGGGAAGUGAAAACGAUGGGGGAUUUGGGCGGUUGCGCUACUACAAGAAGACCCUGCUAGAUAUGGUGCGGCGCAUCCUCAGUUAUUUCCUCACUGUGCUCACGCUGCGCCUGCGCUCCUUCUUUUGCUGGUGCCCGUCGUCGAGGCAGAGUCUGGACGAUGCCGAACGGCGAGUCCUUGGCUCGAUGGGGAAACAAUACAGCGGAUACUACGUGGACGUGGGGCGCAUCAGCGACAGCCCGCCGCGUAGCAGCCGCGUGUGGACGAUCCAGCUGGAGCCGGACGAGGAAGCCGACGGGGCGCUGCCGCUAGUGCUCGUGCACGGCUACCUGUGCGGCGCGGCGCUCUGGGUGCUCAAUUUGGAGGCGUUGUCCCGCCGCCGGCGCGUCUAUGCCAUCGACCUUCUCGGGUUCGGCAAAAGCUCGAGGCCCGCGCUGUCCAGCGAUGCGGGGAUGGCGGAGGCCCAACUCGCUCAAGCUCUGGAGGGGUGGCGUUGCCAGAUGGGUCUGGAGCGGUUCGUGCUGCUGGGUCACAGCUUCGGCGCCUUCGUGGCAUCCGCCUACACGCUACGGCGGCCCGAACACGUGGCUCACCUGAUCCUCGAGGACCCGUGGGGAUUCUCCGAGAGCCGCGUGCCCGACAAUGCUUUUCAGCUGCUGCCCUGGCUUGUCGCCGCCUUCACACGUGGUCUCAAGUUCUUUAGCCGCGCCGACAUUUGCACGUUGUUGCGCGCUGGAGGCAUGCUCGGGCCUCUCUUUCUCGGGGUCGUGCUGGCGCACGAAACCAACAUGUUCCGCAAAAUUGUGCAGGACGAGACUGCCGUCGUCAGCUAUUUCUACCACUGCAACGUGCGAAGACCCACCGGCGAGGCUUCUGUGAAGGCGUUGAUGCACAGGUUUCCGUGGGUGAAGCACCCGAUGGUCACCAGGCUCGUGGCACUCCCACCCGAAGUAGGGCUCACCUUCAUCUAUGGCGCACACAGCUUCAUGGGUCGAAAGCCUGCAUUCGCCAUCCGCGAUGCCAGAACACAGUCCUUCGUCCAAGUUCACGUGCUUGAAGAUUGUGGACACAACCUGCACUACGAGAAGCCAGAAGAGUUUUGCGACGUGGUCAACAAGGCGUGUGAACUUGUCGACGAGAGGCUACAUCAGAAGAUAGACUAAAAGAAACCAUCAACUAAGAACUCGGUUCCUUGUCGAACCACGUAGGCGCCGAGAAAGAAAAUUUGUACAGUGCAUUUACAAAACAUGCUAAUGUGCCGGUCACCUGCAGCAUAUUUGUUUCUGCUUGUCGUUAAAAGGUAUCACACUAGUGUGGAGGAGAAGCAAAGUGCUGUGUAAAUUGUUUUUCCCGCAGCUUCUCAUGACGCAUUGUAGCGCGAAAUUGUUUCUCCCUCUUACUUGCAGAAUUCCUUUGACCAUGUGCGGGGCUUCGAAACGCUUAAAGCGCCCACCGUAUUACUGUCACACAGGCAGAGUACGUGGUAUAAGCGUUAUACCGGCUUUGUUGAAUUAAAAAAAAAAGGAAACGAAAAAGUUGUGAAGAUUUAGAACAUGGUCCCCAAACGGCUUUGCGUUGCGCGAAAUCCGAGCUGCUUCGUAUGCCUUUCGCGUUUUUUUUUUUUUUUUUUGUGCGUGUGGGUGAUAGCGAUUCCUAAUGCUGGGUUCCUAUUUCUAAAACACCCUAGUGUCUGUUUAAACAAUGCAAAACAGGCAGUUAUACUUCACUAAAGGUUCUGCCAUUGUAGAUAUUAACUAGUUUUGUUUACUUUAUUUUUUAAAUAACCGCCUAACUUGAUGAACUGAGCCCUAUUCGACAUGCCUAGAACCUGGUUUAUGUUCUAUAGGUUCAUAGCUGGAGUACGUGAAGAAGCCUUCUUUUUGUAGCAUUUGUUGAUCUUGUAACACUAACUGUAGUUCAGACGCUUUAGCACAAUGUUUUCUUUUUUUUUUUCGUUUGGACGUAGCACGUUCAUUUGCAUUGUAAAUGUGUGUUGACUGAGACCAAUUUAUUUUUUCGCACUGGUUUAAUUUUGCGGCGUUGAUGCUUUCGUUUGGGUGUGCAACGUUGUCUUGUAUUUUUUUUUUUUUUGCGAAAUAUUGCUUGAUCAGUUUCACAAGGAUCAUUCGCUCAUGCUGCAGUGUCGGCGGAAGCCGGCCCUGCUCAUGAUCAUGUACAUAUUUAUUGUCAUUGUGGUUUUAAUGCUUGUUCAUAGUUUGCUAUUUGUCGCUGUGAAGAUAGCUGCUGAAAAUUCAGUGGUUGUUGGAGGGCCCCGUAACAAUCCUGACUGCUUUUUGUGUGCAUCAUGUUUUCGCAGACGAAAGGAUGAAAAUUUCUCGUAGCCCGCGUUCUCUGUGUGUCCCCUGUCUCUGCUGUGUGUCUGUCCUGUCUCCGUGCGUACCCUGUCCCUGUGUUAUCUCUGUCUCUGCGCGUCCUCUGUCUCCGUGUGUCCUGUCUCCAUGUGUCCUGUCUCCAUGUGUGCUGUCUCCGGUUGUACCCUGUCUCCGUGUGUACCCUGUCUCCGUGUGUACCCUGUCUCUGUGUGAACCUUGUCUCUGUGUGUCCUCUGUCUCAAUGUGUCCCCUGUCUCAGUGUGUGCACUUGUUCACUGUUUGUCCGCCGUCUCGAAGCACUGUGUGCUUUGUAUGUGUUAAAGGACCUUGCCUUUCAUGAGGUAUUGAGGAACCUCGGCGAGGUCUUAAAAAUGUCGGAUGGAAUGUAAAAUCGCCCGUGAUCAUGCAGAAAAGCAAACAAAGGUCCAUGGCGUUUAAUUAUUGCAAUUUUAGCGAAUAAGUACUCGAUUUGUGGACCUCAGUGUUAGCAUUUUCUUGCCCAGCGCACACGCGCCCUUUCUUUUAGCUCUAGCGUGUGCUUCUUUGCAAUGGUUUAUUUUCUUUCAGCGAACUAUCUGUGCUUAAGUAUUCUGUGUUGCACCUGUCUGCGCGUCGCGCGUCACUGUUCUCGCAUUUUUGUUAAUUGUGUGGCAGAACGAACUCAAGUAUUUAUAAAUUUUUUCAUUAUUCGUGUACAAAUGUAAAUACUUUGAAUUCUGACACUUGACGCUGUGAUUCGACGUUUAUUUAUCGUGGAUGUGCGACAAUAAAGCAUUGCUGAUGAGA